ACGGAAGGUGGCGUAGGCCUCUGGUGGGUUGGAUCGACCUGUACCUGGUUGUUGAGAUUCCGGGUGCUGCUCGGUCGUACCCUCAGCUGCUGGAGUUUGGAACAGACCAGGCGCAAAGGUUAUUUGAAGAAAUAAUCUUAGGCUUUGUGGGCUGCAUACAGUUUCUGUUACCCAGACAUGGAUAUUAGACCAAAUCAUACAAUUUAUAUCAACAAUAUGAAUGACAAAAUUAAAAAAGAAGAAUUGAAGCGAUCCCUAUAUGCACUGUUUUCUCAGUUUGGUCAUGUGGUAGAUAUUGUGGCUUUAAAGACUAUGAAGAUGCGAGGCCAGGCCUUUGUUAUAUUUAAAGAACUGGGCUCAUCCACAAAUGCCUUAAGACAGUUACAAGGAUUCCCAUUUUAUGGUAAACCAAUGCGAAUCCAGUAUGCAAAAACAGAUUCUGAUAUAAUAUCUAAAAUGCGUGGCACUUUUGCUGACAAGGAAAAGAAAAAAGAAAAGAAAAAAGCCAAAACUGUGGAACAAACUGCAACAACUGCAAACAAAAAGCCUGGUCAGGGAACAUUAGCAACUAAUGCCCAAGGAAAUGCAACACUAAAUCCUCAGGUCCCUGAUUAUCCUCCAAACUAUAUUUUAUUCCUUAAUAAUUUACCAGAAGAGACUAACGAGAUGAUGUUGUCCAUGCUGUUUAAUCAGUUCCCUGGUUUUAAGGAAGUGCGUCUGGUACCUGGAAGGCAUGACAUUGCUUUUGUGGAAUUUGAAAAUGAUGGGCAGGCUGGAGCUGCCAGGGAUGCAUUACAAGGGUUUAAGAUCACACCUUCCCAUGCAAUGAAGAUCACCUAUGCUAAGAAAUAACAUUUGGGAUAGUCAUCUUUAAGGGACUUGGUGUUAUUUAUGGUGUUUGUUUUGAUAACAUUUGGUCAGGCCAUUUUAUGGUUGGAAGUGAGGAGAAGUAAAACUGAAAAUCUUUUUUUGUGAGAGAUUUAACCACAGCCUUAGUGAACUGUGUAAUAUGAAGGCCUUAAUUUUGUACAAUAAAUUUUUAUUUGUAUUCUGAAUAUUUCAUGCUUUGUUUAUUGUCCUUGUAUUCUGAAUAUUUUAAUUCUUUGUUUAUUGCCCUUGACCUGUCCUGAGAUGCUUAUUCUAAUUUAGAACAUAUCUUAAGCACAUAAAACUAUAAUACAAUGCUUUUCAGUAAUUUUAGAGUAACUAGUGAUAGAGCAAUACAGUCAUUUUAACAAAGGUUAAAGACUAUUAUAUUAAUUUUUAAAAUACAUCAUAAUUAGAGAAAAUGAGACCUGAACAAGAUCUAAAUUUGAUCUUUGUAACCUUCAAGGAAAUGAACAUUGUACUUUGCUAUAGGUAGAGAUUUCAGUAGCCUUUCAUUCAAUAUUUUGCAAAGGUCAUUUAAGAGUAACUACUGUAUUCUAAGAAUACAGAAGGAAAGCAUCUGCUGUCUUUAAAUUUUACAUUUUCCUUCCUGUUGAGGUGACUCUUCCUAAGGAGUAUGUUUUCAUUACUGAAAGACCCCCAAGGGGAGGACUUAACAAUCUAUAAUUUUUUUAGGAUAGGUAGACUAAUUAGUAUUGCCAGUGCUAAUCUUGCUACCUCUUUGUAAUUCUUAAACACCAAUGUUCAGAUAUUCCCAAAGAUCCUUUAGCAAUUUGAUUUAUACUUAAAACUGUGAAUUCCCCUGUUUUAAAGUCAUGAGGAUCUUUAUAAAUGGACAGUUUUUGGAUUUAUGAUAUAUACUAAACCUUAUUUUUUGGCAUUUGUGUUUUAGUAUUUCCUUGGACAAAACCCUAUUGAAUACUUUCAGAAAGGCUGCUUUUGGCCUUAGGUAAAUAGACUCUUAGUGCAUCACUUUUGCAUACACGUUAAGUGGGAAAAAGCAAAAUAAUUUUUUAUUCCUAAAACUACCACAUUUAGAGGUAUCCCUCCUUUGAAUAACUUUUUAACCCUGUUGUCAGUCUUGUGUAACAGUGAAUUACUCCCAGAUGUUACAACAGUACCAGUUGCUGUUAGAUAUUCUGCUUACUCUGAGUCACUACUUGUCUGAUCCCACUUUCAAGUGGCUGUUUUGGAGGAAGUAGAAAGGCCAGUGUGGCCAGAGUGGUGUGAGAACAAGGAAGAAGAAAAAUAUUGGUUAGGAUUGGUCUUUCUAGGGUUUUAUACUGAGUGAAAUUGAGAACUAUUUUAGAGGAUUUAAAAAAAUGAAGUAAAAAAAUUCACCUAUUUUAGUGUCCAUUUGAUGGGUUGGGGAAAUUGUAUAGUCAUGUAAUCAUCAACAAGGUAAAGAGCUUUCUGUUACCCAAGAAAUUUCCUCUUUCCCCUUUGUGGUGAAAUGACCCCUCCUGCUUCAGCCUUGGGCACCCACAAUGCUUUAUAUCUCUGUAGUUUGGCCCUGUCUGAACUGCUUUUGAGAUUGAUCUGUGUUGCACGUGUGAGCAGUUUCCUGCACCAAUAUAUGGGCAUUUGUGUCCCAACCCAGGGCCAUUAUGAAUAAAAUGACAACAUAUGAACU
This is a messenger RNA of Fukomys damarensis (Damara mole-rat), 2521 nucleotides long. RefSeq names its product small nuclear ribonucleoprotein polypeptide B2 (gene Snrpb2). Gene Ontology annotation, biological process: mRNA splicing, via spliceosome. The record is from RefSeq and is a predicted model, not a curated record. Gene Ontology annotation, cellular component: U1 snRNP. Bases 178 to 852 code for a protein of 224 amino acids. The transcript has 7 exons. Gene Ontology annotation, molecular function: U1 snRNA binding. NCBI's taxonomy places the organism in Eukaryota, Metazoa, Chordata, Mammalia, Rodentia, Bathyergidae.